This is a messenger RNA of Neopelma chrysocephalum (saffron-crested tyrant-manakin), 993 nucleotides long. Its product is annotated as E3 ubiquitin-protein ligase Topors-like. Lineage: Eukaryota; Metazoa; Chordata; Aves; Passeriformes; Pipridae. Gene Ontology annotation, biological process: protein polyubiquitination; protein monoubiquitination. Bases 224 to 991 code for a protein of 255 amino acids. The record is from RefSeq and is a predicted model, not a curated record. Gene Ontology annotation, molecular function: ubiquitin protein ligase activity. The transcript has 2 exons.
AAUAAAUUCUGCAUUCUUGUUCCUCUUUCCUCUGGUCUCCCUCAAAGAAAAAGAUAGUACUUCCCCACCUUAUUGCAGGAAAUCUUCUAAUCUAGGUAUUCUUACUAUUGCCUUAUCGCUAGCAUUUUCCAAAACAACUAUUUUCUUUUAAUAAUUUAAUUUAAAUGACUGCAGAAAAGUGCCUAAAAGGAACCUCAUACAGUUCAGCAAAAGAAAAUGCCGAAUGCUGCACCUGGGGAGGAAUAACCCCGUGCACCAACAUGUGGGGCAGCUGGGCAGGCAGCGGCCUGGCAGAGAAGGCCCAGGGGCGGCUGGGGGACACCAGGUGGGACAUGGGCCAGCUGUGUGUCCCUGCCCUCAGCCUCACCAGGCCUCACCUGGAGUGCUGUGCCCGCUCUGGGCUCUCCAGUCCAAGAGAGAUGAGGAGCUACUAGAGAGAGCCCAGGGAAGGGCCACAAACACGGUGAAGGAACUGGAAUCUCUCUCCUGUGAGGAAAAGCUGCGAGAGCUGAGACAGUUCAGCCUGGAGAAGAACAUGGCACCCGGAGCCAAAGAGGCUCUGCAGGAGAGCAGCACUGCCAUGACGGCCGGCACGAGCCAGAGGCAGUGGGAGGCAGUGGCAGAAGGCCUGUGCCCCAUUUGCCUGGACAACAUGGACGACACAGCCCACGUCAUCCCCUGCCUGCACACCUUCUGCUUCGGCUGCAUCCAGCAGUGGGCUGCCGUGCGCGCCGUGUGCCCGCUCUGCCGGCAGCACUUCAGCCGCAUCCUGCACACAGUGAGAGCGGAUGACGACUACCAGGAGUACGUGGUUGCCUCGUCCUCCCGCCAGCAGAGUCCCGCAGCCGGACAGAGGGUGCGCAGCAGAUCCCCACAGUGGCGCUACCACCUGCGCCCACGGCCCAACAACAAUCCCACUGCUGGGAGAAGGGGGCCGGCAGAGAGGGACCAUGGGAGGGCUCCAAGGAACUCCGACACCUCUGCCCCAUAGAC